Molecule: messenger RNA, 1859 nt
Organism: Triticum aestivum (bread wheat)
Lineage: Eukaryota; Viridiplantae; Streptophyta; Magnoliopsida; Poales; Poaceae
Product: keratin, type I cytoskeletal 10-like
Exons: 2
Coding region: 215-1696 (493 amino acids)
Source: RefSeq, a predicted model, not a curated record
UCUCCCUAGUCUGUAGGCACGUCCUUCUGUUACGGACUGCAUGCACCUGCGUGUGCCCCUGCUAUCCCUUCUGUUACGGACUGCAUGCACCUGCGUGUGCCCCUGCUACCGCUGCGCUCUCUCCCUCUCUCUUCUACUUAUGUAACAGUUCAGAUCAGAUGUAAUACAAGAGAUAUACGAGAGAGUUGACCCAUCUAUCUUGGUAAUCAGAGCCAUGUCCGGCACAGCGGCUAGCACCGCGCCGGCAAUGUCUUCGCCUACCCUCCCUCCCGCCUCCUACGACACCUCGCCGGCGCUUCACUCCACUGCCGCCGGCGCCAUCACUUCCUUCGCCCCUCCCAUGGUUUCUCUCCCUCCCCUCACAGUUCACAACUGCAACAUCUCCUCCUACAUCCGCUUCUUUCUUGACCCUGCCCAAAACAAUUACCACCGCUGGAGGACGAUCUUCCGGUCUGUCGCCGCCAAGUAUAAUGGGCUCGCUCACAUCGACGAGAGCGCCAACCGCGACACCACCGAUCCCGAAUGGCGCCGGGCGGACAUCUCCGUCCUCCUGUGGUUUCAUGCCACUGUCGUCGACACCCUCCUCGACGUCGUCAUGCCCGAUGACGCCACCGCCCUCGACGUCUGGACGCGCAUCGAGCGCUACUUCCUCGCCAACCGCGCCUCUCGCGGGAUCCAUCUCCGUCGGCAGUUCAACAACCAACAGCAGGGCGACAUGUCCAUCGCCGAGUACACUCGCCAACUUAAGACCCUCGCCACCGCCAUCGGCGACUGUGGUAAGCGCCUGUCCGAUGAUGAUCUCACCACGCAGCUUCUUCAUGGCCUUGCCAAGCCGUUCCACGCCAUCGGCGACAACAUCGGCGACACGGUGCCCCUCCCCGACUUCGAGACCGCCGUCUCUCGGCUCUCUGCGGCCGAGGAGAAGAUGCAGCAAUGGGCCCUGCUUGAGGGCACCUCGGCCCUUGUCAUCCAUGGUGGACUAGGCGACUCCUCUUCCUCGACUGGUGCUCGCAGCAUCAACCCCUCCGGUGGUGCUCGCGGCGUCCCCGGCGACUCCUCUGGACAUGGCGGCCCUGAUUCCUCUGCUGGUUCCGUGCCCGGCGGCAGCCAGGGCUCUGCUGGCCCCGGUGGAGGAGGCCAAGGUGGCGGCGGCCAAGGCGGCGGUGGGCAAGGCACCGGCGGCUACGGGCGUGGCCGCGGCCGAGGGCGCGGUCGCGGCGACAGCGGGCGUGCACCGCCCCAGCCUGCUGCCAUCACUCCAUGGAUGGGCUAUUUUGCGCCCUAUGGGGCGGCUCUACCUCGCCCGGCGUGGGUGCCACCGAACGCCGCUGGUGUGCUCGGCCCUCGUACCGCCGCUCCCACGCAGGCGUAUCCGGUUAUGUACUCCGGCCCGACGCCCUUCCCUGCUGCUGCACCUGCCCCUGGAUCGGGGUCCUACACCACGCUCGGGCCCUUUGCUGCUGCCCCGUAUGCGACUCCUGGAUCGGCAAACUACCCCACGCCGGCGCCCUUUCCUGCUGCUCCAACACUGCUGCCGGGGCCCUCUAGCUGGGAUCAGCAGGCCUUGUUUCACCAGGCCUACAGCAACGUCGCGACCCAACACCCCAACAGCGCCACCGACUGGAUAAUGGAUUCAGGCGCCUCUUCACACGUCACAGGAUCUCGCCAGCAGGACGGUUCUCAUGCGCUCCAAUAGCCCAGGUCCACUCUACCCCUUCCAUGGUGAUUCGGAGCACACCACGAUGGCUCUCUCCGUUGCGGUCGACGGCGAUACCUGGCACAAACGGCUUGGUCACCCCGGCCACGCUACUCUCUCACGUCUUUCUCGUGAUUUUAUUCAACUUUGUAAUAAACCGGCC